AUGGCUCGCCUCACAGCCUUGAUGCUAUUCGCGACGCCAGCCCUGGCAAAGACCAUCAACCUCGACUGGAACAUCACAUGGGUGACUUCCAACCCCGACGGCCAGUUCGACAAGCCCACCAUCGGCGUUAACGGACAAUGGCCGCUGCCACUCAUCGAGGCCACAAAAGGUGACAGGCUCGUUCUCAACGUCAACAACCAGCUCGGUGUUGAGAGCACCAGCCUGCACUUCCACGGUCUGUUCCAAAAUGGCACAAACUACAUGGACGGCGCUGUCGGCGUCACCCAGUGCGCCAUUCCUCCAGGAAAGUCUCUUACAUAUGAUUUCAAGUUUGAUCAAUCAGGCACAUACUGGUACCACGCCCACAACGAUGGCCAGUAUCCCGAAGGUCUGCGUGGCCCCGUUGUCAUCCACGACCCCGAGGGCCCUUACGAGGGAAAGUAUGACGAGGAACUCGUCAUCACCCUGUCGGAUUGGUAUCACCAGUCGACGAGAUAUCUCAUCAAGGAGCUCAUCAGCGUCGAGAACCCCACCGGCGCCGAGCCCGUCCCCAACUCGGCUCUCAUGAACGAUACCCAAAACCUGCAGGUCAAGGUCCAGCCCGGCAAGACCUACCUCAUCCGCCUGGUCAACGUCGGUGCCUUUGCAUCUCAGUACAUCUGGUUCGAGGGCCACCAGAUGCGUGUUGUUGAGGUUGACGGCGUCUGGACUGAGGAGGCCGAUGCCGACAUGCUCUACAUCACCCCGGCGCAGCGCUACAGCGUUCUUCUCACCACCAAGAAGGAUGCAUCGCAAAACUUCGCCAUCGUCGGCUCCAUGGACGAGGAGUUGUUCGAUGUCAUUCCCGACGAACAGAACUCCAACGUCACCGGCUGGCUCGUCUACGAUGAGAAGAAGCCCCUGCCUGAGCCCGCGACCGUAGACGAUUUUGAGGCCGCUUUUGAUGAUGUUGAUCUGGUACCCGUCGACCAUCGCGAGCUCUAUGACAAGGUCGAUUACUCCUUCAGCUUCACCGUCAAGAUGGAUAAUCUGGUUGACGGCGCUAACUACGCCUUCUUCAACGACAAGACCUACGUCGCCCCCAAGGUCCCGUCCUUGUACACCGCCCUCACCGUCGGAGAGAAGAACGCCCUGGACCCCCGCGUCUACGGUACCUACACCAACACGCAGGUCCUCAAGCACAACGAGGUGAUCGAGAUCGUCCUCAACAACGAGGACGACGGCAAGCACCCCUUCCACCUCCACGGCCACCAGUUCCAAGUCGUCCACCGCUCCGACGAGGACGCCGGCGCGUACGCAAACGACAGCAGCAUCAGCUUCCCAAAGUACCCGAUGCGCCGAGACACCCUCGUCGUCGAGGGCAACGGCAACUUUGUGAUCCGCUUCAAGGCUAACAACCCGGGCGUGUGGCUCUUCCACUGCCAUAUUGAGUGGCACAUGGACCAGGGUCUUGUCGCCACCAUCAUCGAGGCGCCCGAGGCGCUCCAGGGGCAGAAGAUCCCUGAGGGACACCUGGAGGCGUGUCGUGCGGGUGGAGUUCCCACCAAAGGCAACGCCGCAGGCAAUACCAAGAAUUUCUUUGACCUGAAGGGUGAGAACAAGCCUGCCGGGCCCCUGCCUGAAGGAUUCACGGCCAAGGGCUAUGUUGCCAUGUUUUUCAGCGUUAUCGCCGCCUUCCUGGGCCUGGCCGUUAUUUCAUGGUACGGUUCUAUGGAGUCUGACCAGAAGGAGAGCGCUGUCGAAGAAGACGAGACAACUCCUCUGGCCAGAGGCGGAGAUGAGUGA
Colletotrichum chrysophilum is the source of this 1785-nucleotide messenger RNA. RefSeq lists its product as uncharacterized. NCBI's taxonomy places the organism in Eukaryota, Fungi, Ascomycota, Sordariomycetes, Glomerellales, Glomerellaceae. Gene Ontology annotation, cellular component: high-affinity iron permease complex. The coding region runs from base 1 to 1785 and encodes 594 amino acids. The transcript is spliced from 4 exons. Gene Ontology annotation, biological process: reductive iron assimilation; cellular response to iron ion starvation. Gene Ontology annotation, molecular function: ferroxidase activity; copper ion binding. The record is from RefSeq and is a predicted model, not a curated record.